Messenger RNA from Cannabis sativa, 1967 nucleotides. Its product is annotated as E3 ubiquitin-protein ligase RHF2A. Gene Ontology annotation, molecular function: ubiquitin-protein transferase activity. The record is from RefSeq and is a predicted model, not a curated record. Lineage: Eukaryota; Viridiplantae; Streptophyta; Magnoliopsida; Rosales; Cannabaceae. The transcript is spliced from 9 exons. The coding region runs from base 339 to 1529 and encodes 396 amino acids.
GAGACAAAGUUAACGGCGGAUAAACUUUUGUCAAAGAUAUUUCUUGAGAACGCCACGUGUCGACGGUGUAAUGAUCAGAGGACCAAACCAAAGUCCUUCUCACUUCUCUGACUGCUUAGCUCAAAUCAACUCAUCACAAAACAUCAAUCAAACUCAUCCCUCAUCCCCCGAAAACUAUACAAAACAAAACCCAAACCCCCAUACACUUCACCAGACCAAACCCUCUUCUCUCUCUCUCUCUCUCUCUCUAGGGUUUUCGCUUUCCCUAAAUCUCUUCCUCAAUUUUUUCAAUUACUUCGCCAUCGUCGAUUCUAUCCCCUAAUUCAUCGCAAGUGAUCAUGGAGGUUCCACCGGGAAUGGAAGAGAAUGUGAAGUCUGAGGCUCAUUUGACUUCAGCAGCGGCUUUUGUGGAGGGUGGAGUACAGGAGGCUUGUGAUGAUGCUUGCAGUAUAUGCCUUGAAGAUUUCUGUGACAGUGACCCUUCUACAGUUACUGGCUGCAAGCAUGAGUUUCAUCUCCAAUGCAUUCUUGAAUGGUGUCAAAGAAGCUCACAAUGUCCUAUGUGCUGGCAACCCAUCAGCCUGAAGGAUGCCACCAGCCAGGAGUUACUUGAGGGUGUUGAGCGGGAGAGGAGUUUAAGGUUUAAUCCAACGAGAAAUGCUACAAUAUUUCAUCAUCCUACUCUUGGAGAUUUUGAGUUGCAACAUUUACCAGUGGGUGCUAGUGAUUCUGAGCUAGAAGAGCGAAUAAUUCAGCACUUAGCUGCUGCUGCUGCAAUGGGGCGAGCUCGACACAUUGCUAGAAGGGAAGGCCAUAGAAAUAGGUCAUCAGCUCAGGGUCGUCCCCAGUUUCUUGUAUUUUCAACUCAUCCUAAUGAUAGUGGAGCAUCUACUGCUCCCACUUCUUCCUCUCCAGAUCAGAGGGGGGAAGGUGAGCCAGUUCCUGCAAUCAACCUAGCUCUUCCUUCUGCAAAUCCCGGAGAGGAAUCAUCACAGUCGGUUGCUUCACUUCCAUUUACCCAAGCUGAACCUGUAUCUGCUGCAGCUUCAUCUUCAGCUUCAGCUUCUGGAUCAAGCGACAUUCCCCAACCAGGGUUUGCCUUAAAUAACAGUAUGCCACCAAGUCAGUCAUCUCCAAAUAGUCAGGAUAGAGCUGGACCAUCAGAUUUUCAAUCAUUUUCCGAAUCUCUGAAGUCUCGAUUCAAUGCAGUGUCGAUGAGAUAUAAAGAGUCAAUUUCGAAAAGCACAAAGGGUUGGAAAGAUAAAUUAUUCUCGCGCAACACUUCCAUGGCAGACCUUGGUUCUGAAGUUAAGAGGGAGGUCAAUGCAGGUAUUGCAACUGUAUCUCGCAUGAUGGAGCGUCUUGAAACGAGAGAUAAUAGUAGAACUGGCGAUGCACCAGUAUCAAACAAUUUAAAUAAUUCAGUUUCAGUAUCAGACAACCAGCCGACCUCAGAUUCUAGUGGCGACAAUUCCUUGAGUGACACUACUGUCAAGGCAUCAGGCGCGGGAGGUUCUAGUUCAAAUUAAGCACUAUUCUUCAAUCGAAUCAGCUCAGAGCAGUUCUUGGUCAAGGGUGAGAUGUUGGGGAUCUGAUGCUGUCUGUCUAUGCCAACCAUACUCUUGGUGUCAGUAGAUAUACCUUUUACAUUUUGAGAGAUUUUGAUCAUGAUAUUAUGAAUGAAUAAAAGACGUAGUAGUGGAAAUGGAAUAGAAAAGAAAGCUCAUCACUCCAAACCAGAAAAGCAGUGUUUGUAAAUCAGUUUGUACUAAAGAAGUAAUUUAUGAAUAUAACUUUUAAGUCUUGCAGGGCUAAUGCAUUCGUUUUAUUAAAGAUGAUUACAUUAUUAUCUCUAACUUUGAAUCUUGCAUAUAUCUCUGUAUAAGAAUUCCUUAUAUAUGUGACUUGACUUUAAUGAGAAAUAUAAUCAGUAGUAGUAGCACUUUGUCUUGCUACUCUAAUUCUUA